CCACCGAGCUAAAGCCGUCGCUCUCUCGGCCAUUCAAACACCACCUUGAGAUUCGCGGGUUCGUGUAAGUGGCUCGGGUGCAUUGAACAAUUUCGAUAUUUUGCCAUUUGGCUCUGUUCCAGCAAUGUCGCUUUCGCCGAAUCUCAAUGUAAAGUCAAAGCAAAGAGAUCCGCCACCGUCUUUGUUUCUUCAUCCCUCUCCGGGAGCUUCACAUGUCUCCUUGCCUGGUAUCCUAGCGGCUGGCGCGCCGACAUCAGGCGUUGGCGUCAAGAGAGAAAAUUCAGUACACAACAGCGUGAAAUCAGGGAGGCAUGGGUCUGCCAGUGGACCAGAUGGCCAAAAAGACUACAGAACACUCAGGACAUCAGAGAGCGGCCGCAGCACCGAUAGAACCGACGCGCUAUGGGCGGAGAUGCAGUCCACACUGGAGGAGGUAGAACUCUCUGCUUCAGGUGGAACGCAUGUGUUUGGCCCGGAACAUGACAAGCGGUUGGCAGAGCUUCGUGCGGCACAGAUUGCGCUUGCUCAAGCAUGGGCACGAAAUGAAAUCGAUACCUCGGCAGACACUGCUUCCAAGGGCAGGGCCGAUGAGAAGGGCUCCGAUGAUGUAAGGCCGGUAACCAAGACGCAACCAAACGAGACAGCUUCAAAGCUUGCCGAUGGUGAGGAUGGCUCUAAGGCUGCUGUCAACCCAUCAGCAGCGCGAGCUUCCAACGACAAUGAGGGCGUGGAGAAGCUGGGACUGAGGUUAGAGGAUCAAACUGAAGCCGACAUAUUGGUGGCCAGGAAGAGAAGAGAAGCCAAUGACUUAUACUUUGAAAAAGUCAAUAAUGGUGUACUUGAUGUGGUCGACAAGCUGGAGCAGGUAGCCAUUGCGAUGAGAGCUGUUGAGCAGGAGAGCAAAGACGUUGUCUGGGGAGAUAACGCGCCAAAGGCCACAAAUUAACCGCCUAUUUUGUAUAUAGAAUAACGAUACCAUGUCAUACUAGAAAUUAUACAAUUCAUUAUAAUAAUGAAAUUUUAUUUACCAUUAUUUCAAUGGUAUAUCCAAAAUCUAACCAUCUAUUCGGAUGGUGGCGCUAAGCCCAAAAUAGCAGU
Messenger RNA from [Torrubiella] hemipterigena, 1098 nucleotides. The record is from the annotation of a GenBank genome assembly. NCBI's taxonomy places the organism in Eukaryota, Fungi, Ascomycota, Sordariomycetes, Hypocreales, Clavicipitaceae.